Ixodes scapularis (black-legged tick) is the source of this 8621-nucleotide messenger RNA. Its product is annotated as potassium channel subfamily K member 18. The transcript has 2 exons. Gene Ontology annotation, cellular component: membrane. The coding region runs from base 76 to 1218 and encodes 380 amino acids. The record is from RefSeq and is a predicted model, not a curated record. Lineage: Eukaryota; Metazoa; Arthropoda; Arachnida; Ixodida; Ixodidae. Gene Ontology annotation, biological process: potassium ion transmembrane transport; stabilization of membrane potential. Gene Ontology annotation, molecular function: potassium ion leak channel activity.
CGUCGGCAGCUCGGGCAGCGAUGGUGGCGCGGCGGGCAUGGGCGCCCUGAGCGAGCGGCCGGCGCGCGGGCUCGCAUGGAGCGCAAGCGGUCCUCGCGACGUCGCCACGCGUCGCUGCCGCCCGAGAACAAGUGCAAGACGUGCUGCCGCCGGUUCACGGCCUUCCUGUUCUCGCACGUCGGGCUGUGCGCCCUGGUCGUGGGCUACAGCAUCCUGGGCGCCUUCGCGUUCCGCGCCCUCGAGGCCCCGUACGAGGUGGAGAAGGCGAGCCAGGUGAUCCUCAUGCGGGAGCAGACCGUGCGCCGGCUCUGGGAGAUCACGGACCGGUUCAACGUACUGUACCGCGAGAACUGGACAGCCGCCGUGUCCUCCGAGAUCCUGGACUUCCAGGGCCGCCUCAUCGCGGCCGUCAAGGACGGAUAUGACGGCAAGGAGAUCGGCACCGGGCAGCAGUGGUCCUUCUCAGGGGCCUUCCUCUACUCGCUCACCGUCAUCACCACCAUCGGUUACGGCAACAUCGCACCACGGACCAACUGGGGCAAGAUGGUGACCAUCCUGUACGCCAUCGUGGGCAUCCCGCUUAUGCUGCUCUACCUGACCAACAUCGGCGACAUCCUGGCCAAGGCCUUCCGCUACGUGUACGGCAAGCUGUGCACCUGCAGGCCGGCCCAGCACCCGCAGCGCCGCCGCCGGCAGCCGCUGCCACUGCACAACCACCUACAGCGCAACGCGGCCGUCGAAAACUACCGCGUCCACCACAUCGUCGGCCACAACUCGGUGGACCUGCAGGACGGCAAGCUCCGGGACGACCCCGUGCGCGUGGAGAGCCUCGCCGACGACGACGUGUACGAGGGCGGCGCCAAGCCCCGCGUUUCGGUGCCAAUCACCCUCUGCUUCGUCAUCAUGAUCGGUUACAUCUCGGGCGGAGCUGUCAUCUUCAGCCUCUGGGAAGGCUGGGAGUUCCUCGACGGCUCCUACUUCUGCUUCGUCACGCUCAGCACCAUUGGCUUCGGAGACCUGGUGCCAGGGGACACCGUGGUCUCGGACAGCGGGUCCCAGGAGAAGCUGGUCAUCUGCUCGCUCUACCUGCUUGUCGGCAUGGCCUUGAUCGCCAUGUGCUUCAACCUCAUGCAGGAGGAGGUCAUCUACAAAGUGCGGAACUGCGGCAAGCGCAUCGGUAUCAUCAAGGACGCCGACGACGACGAAAACUUUUCUUGAGGCUCGGCGCACGCGUCGCCUUCGGUGGAACUGUGCGUGUGUGUGCUCUUCCUUCUUUUUUUUUAAGAUGAAUGUUGGGGGUAUGCCCCGUGGGACGGUGCUAAUCCCGCGAGAGCGGCUCACGUAUACAUAACUUGAUGCUAUACAUCUCCGCGUUACGGCAAACGUUUUCCCAGCUGUGCUGAAAGAGGAGUUGGGCGAAAGAUUAGGUAUUUAGGUAUACUGAGAAGAACCUUCGGUAUGUGGUGCCUGAGACGUGUCACCAACCGAUCUGUUUGAUCGCAUCUUUAUUUUGACAUUCGUUCUGAAGCAGCCGUCCAGUUGACGGAAACUCCGGGAGAAAGAAGUUGGGAUGGACGACUGCGUACAACUGAAUCUUUUACGUGGGCGGUGGCUUGUGCCACCUAGCAGUGCUUUUGAUAUCAGCGGGUAAUUUCCACCUACUAUACAAAACAUUGAAGUUAAGCCUUCCAAUAGUAAUACUGCUCUCCGAAUGCCUCGCGACAACGGCGAUGCCCGUGGCGGCUCGUCUUCCUUCGCCGUCUCCCCUACAACCAACUGCCAGGCACGCAACAACCGUAGAGGUACAUGGCUCCUCCUGCGGUGCCUUUUGUCAACAUUUUGGGGCACGCACCGUUAAAUGGCCUCGUAUACACCUUUCCGUGUCUGCCCGGGCACAAAAUGGCGAGUCACUGCGAUGUGAACGCAUGCGCGGCGUCAAAUACCCCGCAGAAGGGAGUUAUACUUUUUAUUCCCGAGCCACAGCUCGGGAAUAAAAAGAUGGCCGCGCGCAGAAAGCGGUUGCGGGAAUGGUCUAUACGGACAAAUCCUUCUGCGCCCUUCCAUCUUUGUCAGCUGGGCUGCGGAAGACGGCGCGCAUGCGUCCAUGGCCAAUACCACCUAGAGGACAAGGCCCACGCAUCAUGUCACUGUUAGUGGACCCCCGCCCCGCCCUAAGCGGCAUACACGCCGAAGCUCGACGAGAAUUACCGUAAAGCGGUAAACGCGUCCGUCUUGGCGUCUCCGCCUGCUAGCGUCGCGCUUCUUGUGAGACGCUGCGUGAUCGCGCUCUAGGUGAUAUAUCGCUAUAACCCAGUGACUCAGCAUUUUUUUGCCUGGACGGUAAACGCUGGAAAGGUGUUUGGAACACUGCUAAAACGAACCAAACGGGGACGCGUUCCACGCUCAGUACUCUGUUUUGACAUCUCUCCCACCGGCUGAGAAGUCCGAAGUUGACUCAGGUAUUGGAGCUCUUUUAGGACACAGUCAACAAGCAAAACCAAAACAAAACAAAAGCGAGAGGGAGCAGCGUGACAACUCACGAACGCACGAGAUAUAAGUGUUUGUGCAUUUUCUUUUAUAUGGAAUUGCUGAAGGACUCAUAUUUACAGCAGGACCAGCUCUAAGUAAUGAGGUCCUACCUGACCCCGACAAGAUAAAAAGUUGGGAGCAUUAAAAGAACAAUGCCAUCGAUAUAUAAAAUGCAGCGCGGCAGCGCUAUGUAGCCUAAUUACCUUACUCGCCCAAAGGCGAACGUUUUUUUUUAAUCUUUUUUUUUUUUGAAGAUAUCGAAGCACUUCAUUUUUUAUAACGUAAUUAGAAAUUUAAAGCAGGGUGAAGACGAAGAUUGUGUAGAUUACUCCUUCCCCAUUAGCACUGAAUAAGAAACCAAAAACUUAACUGAAAUAAAACGACUUGCGUGCCAAAUUUUAUUCAUUGUCGAUCGAAAUGUAAGAAAAUUAAUGGAGGUAAAUAAAAAAAAAAACUGCUUGCGGUUAAACGAGGAAUUUAAUAUUAGAUUAUUUGUUUAAUAUGUUAGUUAUGGUCGUAUAUCAUUAAAAACGUUCGGCAUUCCAGGACAAGAUGAGUUUUCAAUUUCGUGGAAAUUUCUUGUGUUUUUUUUUUUCAGAAAAUACAGAAAAAACAUUUGUCAGAGGUGUUUUUAUUUUGUAACUUUACUAGUCUGGUGGUGCUUUUUAUAUUGAUGGUGGUGCAGCAUCGACCACUUUAUCUGCCGUCUGUCGGAUUGCCGCCCACCUCAAGGUUCCAUAGCGAGAGACCGCUUUUUAUUCUUCUCUUUUUUAUGAACGAAGAUCUAGGAGUUUUUAAUCAGCCUCGCCUCCACAAAAUCGCUAUCUCCGCGUUUGCUGGUUACACAGAAAUCGAUCGAGGUUCGGAAUCCAGCAAAUAAGCCGAAUAAAAAAAAGAAAGACGCGCGUGCAUUUAUGAUGAACGCUACAAUGUUUUCUUACUCUGAACUUUGGCAAUACUAGCGCAGUCAUUAAAACGACGAUUAUCUCUUUCUAUAAGUGCAGGGCUUUCCAAAAGUUAGUGAAAACAACCGUUAAACCAGCUCGCUUGACCGGAAGAUAUGUCCGCGUGUGUUCGCUUUCCCCGCAGUGCUCUUUGACUGAAAGCCAAUAAUCGCAAUCUACGGAGGGAGAUCGGUCAAUCAGGUGGGCAAAAAAAUGUUAAGUCCUAAAAGUAGGGGUUUCGAAUCGAACAACGGAUUGUCAUUUCUAGCUUCAACGUCGUAAAGAGAGCAGAGAUCCCGUCGUGGUCUUAUCCUCACUCUAUAAACGCUUUGAAGGACGCAGAGCUAUUCGACACUGCGACGUUUAUGAAUGGAUCAGAGCUUCACAUAAUCACCACUAUGAAUAAAACAGGUAUAUCGUUCUCUCACACUGCGAAAGCUAUAAAUGACGCAGAGGUAUUUGACUCUGCGAAACCCAUGAAUAACUCAGAGCCAUUCGACACGGGGAAGGCUAUCAAUGACGCAGAGCUAUUUAACACUGCGAAACCGAAUAAUGGCUAAGGGCUACUCGACACGGGGAAGGCUAUAAAGACGCAAAGCUAUUUGACAUUGCGAGACCUAUUAAUAACUUGCAGCUCUUCGAGACGAGGAAGGCUAUGCAUGACGCAGAACUAUUUGAAACAGCGAAACCCAUGAAUGACUCAGAGCUAUUUGACACGGGGCAAGGCUAUGAAUGAUGCAGAGCUAUUUGAGACUGCGAAACCUAUGAAUGACUAAGGGCUAGUUGAUACGGGGAAGGCUAUGAAUGACCCAGAGCUAUUUGACGCAGUGAAACCUAUUAUGACCCACAAAUCUUCGACACGGAGAAGGCCAUGAAUGACGCAGAGCUAUUUGACACUGCAAAACCUAUUAAAUGACUAAGGGCUAGUUGAUACGGGGAAGGCUAUGAAUAACGCAGAGCUAUUUGACGCAGCGAAACCUAUUAUGACUCACAGCUCUUCGACACGAGAAGGCCAAGAAUGACGCAGGGCUAUUUGACACUGCGAAGCCUAUUAAUGACUCACAGCUCUUUGACAUGGGGAAGGCCAUGAAUGACGCAGAGCUAUUUUACACUGCGAAACCUACGAAUGACUUAGGGCUAUUCGACACGGGAGAAGGCUAUUAUUGACGCAGAGCUAUUUGACACUGCGAAACCUAUGAAUGAGUCAGAGCUAUUCGACACGGGGGAAGGCUAUAAAUAUUGUGACGCAGAGCUAUCUGACACUGCGAAACUUCUGAAUGACUCAAAGCUAUUCGACACGGGGAAGAUUAUGAAUGAUGCAGAGCUAUUUGACAUUACAAAAUCUAUGAAUGACGAAGGGCCAUUCGACACAGGGAAGGCUAUAAAGGAUGCAGCGCUAUUUGGCACUGCAAAACCUAUUAAUGACUCAGAGCUAUUAGACACGGGGAAGGCCGUGCAUGAUGGUGAGCUUUUUGACACUGCGAAAUCUAUGUCUCCCUCGGAGCUAUUCGACCCGGGGAAGGCUAUGAAUGACGCUGAGUAAUUCGAUUCGUACGCAAGCACGGUGUGAGCAUAUGUGACAUGAUCUCACAUGGCUGACUUAAUUUUUUUAGGUCUCAACGUAUUUUGCGUCCUCGUCAUUAACCGCUCUCCCUCCGAAGAUCGCUGCUUUGCAAGUGCGCUGCGAAAAGUAGACGCACGUGCAAGUUUAGAGAAUAAACCGAGAGAUUAAAGUAUUCAGCUCCUUAUUUAGUAGGUACGGAAACAUCAAUUAAACAAGCUGUUUCCGGCAGCUGAGGCGUCAAGGUUAUCAGCGACUCGCAGGUUUUUUUAAACGUCGUCACUAGAAUGUUUUCCCAUUGUUCUAAUUACCCGAGUUUCAUAACUUCCCUGCCACAACCACCAAAAUAAAAAUUCUUCGAAACUUCCCGUGCGGUUUAUUUGCUUUCAAAGCACUCGGGAAGUCAAUCAUCGCAAACUAUACAAAAGGGCUCAGCAUAUGGCAAAACUAGCCUAGCAAAAAAAAAAAGUUUUUUUUUUUUUUUUUUUUAAUGAAGUGAAUGAAAGGGCGCAAACGAACUGUUUUAGAUUGAACAUGACAUAAACCCCGAGGCAAUUUCUUUGUCGCGUAAUGAAGUCUGCUCAUGACACUGAUUAUAGUGUUUUACAUGUGACAUGCCUCUUCAGCGCUACGAGUCGAACACCACUUUACGGUCAAAAAAAUUUUUUUCUGACCCGCUCGGUCACUUUUGUUUUUCCGUCGAUGGUAGCGAGCGUGUUGCGGCAAAGUAAAGGGGCAGGCAUAUUUUUGCGUUAGGUUGAAGCGAGCGUCACUCACUACUUGGGGAAACCAAAAAUUAACAUUUUUAUAUUCCCCCUUCAACACGCUUGUGCCAUCUGGGAUUUCGCAAGCAAUAUAUACCACUCCGAUUGGGGCCUACUGAAUACUAGCAGAGCUCUAGUUCCGAGUUGAACAAAAUUUCCUUACGUAGUCUCUGAUCAGGAUUCGCACGUUGCGCCGGUGACUAAUAGGGCGGCCGUCCUGCCUUGACUUGGACGCCUUUCGACAUGGAGCUGCAGCGCGCCCGCCUAAUUGCCUCUUCGGUGGUGCCGGACGCUUCGAUAGAAGAUUAAGCUCGCAGCCUCCAUCCCUCCUCGUGUCACCGUAUUGCUUGAGCAACCGGAUCGUUAAUAAAUGAGACGCCGGUGCAUCGAGUAGCUUCGAAGUCUGCUCACUCAUCUAGUAUUCCGCUAAAUGCAGAAUGCGCACCAUUAGUGACCGGGAGUUUCUUAGAAAAAAAAAAGAAAAGAGGGAAAAACUUGCGAGCAGUAUAAAUGCGCAGACAAGCUACUCGUACAUUUUCAUUAUUAAAAAGGUAAGACACACAAAAAGAGCAAACUGGGAGAUUGUUAAAAGAGAAAGAGCUUGCAUCCUCGCUUCAUUUUUGUGGAUUUUAGUUAUUGAUAAGCUACGGUACAACCUUUUUUUCUUCUUCUCAUUUUUGUAGUUCAUUAAUAUUCCAAUUUGUAACCGGUACUGCAUGUAGUAGUAGUAGUAGUGCUGCCCCUCAAUGCACUCGGACAUCAAUCAUGGGUCAGUUUUAAAUCGGUCUAGAGCCAAUAGGAAGGGCGAUCGGUUUUGCGUGCCCCACUGGCUACUUCUCAAUGACAAAAAGGCGUUCACGAAUUUCGCCCCCCGGCUUGCUUUGUUUGCUCUAUUUGCUUUGUUUUAUUAGUCUUUAUUAGGUGCUACUAAUCUGAAUGUCUCAUUUUCUUUCGUCCCUUUAAAAUGGUUCAUAUGUAUAUAUGAACAUUGCUCUAUAUAUUAAAAUUGUCUUCGAGGAAUCUCUAAUUUGCGCGAAAGGCUCAACUCCACUCCCGUGAUUUCCUCCUAUUCUCUACUUGGAUCGUAAUAUAUCGCUCUUACCAGAACCACCAAUGGCCGUCCCUAACUUUGUACCGCUUGCCUAAAGUUUGCUUAAGUAUAUAUUUGUGAACGUUCUUAGUAUAUUGCAAUCGUGUUUUCAGGCUUUUUAGGUUUUUUGUUUCCCACUUCCCCUCGUGUAAUAUACAUUCCUAGGAAUGUCCUUGACGGCAAUGAACUCCACCGUGAGACCGCAUGGCUAUCGAAGCAUACGACACCGGUCCCUUCUCCCGUAUAUGUCUAGCCGAUUACAGGAGAGCCAGCGAUUGGCGUUUCUAGCACAAGAGCUUCUAGUCUCUGAUGGCUUAAAAGAAGCGCAGGGUGUGGCCUAUUAUGUUCGCAUUUCUUCGCGAUUCGUUCUUUCGGCCUCCUGAUCGGCUAAUAUCGCAAUCUCAUUGACUGAGGAGCGACUAGAAGAUCCUCAAACCUCUCCAAGCUCUGCUUUUCUUAGGACCUCAGAGACUCUAUAUGCGGAGCUCAAGUCCGUCUGCUCGUCUGCUUCUUGCACAGGGGUUGCAGUGACUUCAGAACGCCGAGCUGUGAUUGGCCCUGAGUAGAAGGAUAGUAGGUAGACCUCAAAGCAGCUAGCAUUGAGGACUACCCACUAUUCUUCUAAUGGGAUCCAAUCAGAGCUCGGCGUUUUGAUGUCAGCGCAACCCCUGCGUACGAAGCAGACGAACUUGCGCUCCGCGCAUAGAGUGUAUAAUCGGGGAUCUGCUGACUCCAUCGGCCGACAGAUCUUGAAAACGCUGCGCAAUACCACGUCGAGCUACUCAGCCUUUUUUUUGAACAUGACAAACAAAAGUCUUCAAUCUUCAAUUUUGCUUUUUUUUUUCUAGAGAACUUGAUUUACAUAUAGAACAAAUGUAUAGACCUUUGCAUCGCUCACCCCCCCCCCCCCCCCCCCUUCCCCCGGGCUGGCGAAAAAUGCUGAGUCACUGAGCUGUGGACGCACGCGCAGCGUCCGAUCUACCGCGCAGCAGAGCAACAGCGCAUGCUCAGAAGAUGUUCCACAGCCCAGCAGACAAAGAUGGCAGCUCGCAGAAGGGAAUUUUUUUGCAAAGGUCUAUUAUACUCGAGCGAAACUUAUAAGACUUCCAACCUUGAUGUGUCAGAGACGUCAGACUCAAAGAAAUGUUGUCUGAACAUCGGAGGCUUGUCGCCAAACGAAGCGCUGCUGCAGUGUGUUGUUGCAGCGCGAACUUACCGCUCCAGUGAUGCACAUUGCGCCGAGUGUGAUAUACUGUAUAGACAAAGAAGACCUCUCAUAUAGUGGCAAUGACGUCGAAAUGAACAAGAACCUAUAUACAAUUUUUCUUUUCGCCGAGAAGGUGGUGCGAGAGUCACUGCCCUUACCCUGCGUGCGAACGAGUACGUAUAUACGGGAAAACAUUUUUAAAGUGUUUUGUAAAAAAGAAAACAAACAAAAAAGACUACUAGGUUAUAUGUCGGGUGGUAGCAAAUAUUCGUUUUGUUGAGGCUUAUUCGUACGAGUAAUAUACGAUGCCCUUGUCCUGCGGAGCACAGCUGGCCUAACACAAACCGGCCCUCAAUGGCCUCACUGAAUAUGGGCCCGAGUGAGGCGUUCAAGAAGCGCGUCUUCCGGGGUUUCGCGCGAAGAUAUGUGCACGUAUCUUCUUCAAAUAAGGGGCUUCGUCCUGCGUAGUCAUUUGUACAUGUAUAAAACAGUGCGGUUUGAUAAAGCUGUUGAGCAAGACUCGUCA